AUGCCACUCAUAAAACCUCCGAUACGCCAGGCCAAUUUUCCUCGCCACCGAGAUUCGUCUCUCAACCUCGAGUCCGACACCACGGUCUGCUUCCUGGACACCUCUUCGAACGCUGUGUUGGGAAGAUUGGACAAGGCGAAGUCAAUGCUGACAAAAGUGACGUCGGAAAUGGCAACUGACGAGGGAGAGGCAUUGUUUGGUGGUCGCCAGCUACAAACAAGGAAGUUGGUCAUCAGAUAUGGACGCCGCCGAACAAGGGAGAAACGACGGCGCGGUGGAGAGGCUGCAACGAUGGACGUUUAG
Linum trigynum is the source of this 303-nucleotide messenger RNA. The record is from the annotation of a GenBank genome assembly. Lineage: Eukaryota; Viridiplantae; Streptophyta; Magnoliopsida; Malpighiales; Linaceae.